Messenger RNA from Polychytrium aggregatum, 1159 nucleotides. Its product is annotated as P-loop containing nucleoside triphosphate hydrolase protein. The record is from RefSeq and is a predicted model, not a curated record. The transcript is spliced from 3 exons. NCBI's taxonomy places the organism in Eukaryota, Fungi, Chytridiomycota, Chytridiomycetes, Polychytriales. Gene Ontology annotation, biological process: resolution of mitotic recombination intermediates; telomere maintenance via recombination; double-strand break repair via synthesis-dependent strand annealing. Gene Ontology annotation, molecular function: ATP binding; four-way junction DNA binding; ATP-dependent DNA damage sensor activity. Gene Ontology annotation, cellular component: replication fork; Rad51C-XRCC3 complex. The coding region runs from base 38 to 1141 and encodes 367 amino acids.
AAAUUUCUCGCUCGAUCUGAACUUUGCAGUCCUCGCAAUGCCGCUUCUGACCGAGGAUCCUGAUCUUGCGUCAAUUCCCCUUCGCCCACGAAUCUGCGAGGCGCUCAAACGAGCAAAUCUAUCGCUGGGGUCCGAGGUUCUCGAAGCAUCAGAAAGCGAGCUGCAGAGGAGGACUCAGCUUGAUGCCAGAGAUAUUGCUGAGCUCAUUGAGGCCAUUGUUUCGAUCGUCCAUCCGAUCGAGUCCGCUCGGCUGCCACUGAUAGAGCAAGGGGUCGUCAACAAGAGGCCCCGACUGAGCACUGGCGAUCCAGACGUUCUGGAUAGGGUCCUGCGCGGUGGGCUGCCGGUCGGGAUUAUCGAGAUCUUUGGUCGCAACGGUACCGGCAAGACACAGGUUGCAUUGCAGUUGUGUCUGUCGGCACAACUGCCACAUCACUGCGGCGGGCUUGAAGGAGGCGCCAUCUACAUCGACACGGAGCAAAAGUUCCAGUUUCAACGGCUAUAUCAGAUCAGCGACCACAUGCGAAAGCGCUUCCCAGCCGCGGCCCUGGACAGAGUCGGUGACCACGUUCAUGUGAUGCACAUCCGGGACUUUGACACCUUGCAUCAUGUUCUGAUGUACCAGGUGCCCGUGCUCAUGUCGCAGCGGCCGAUCAGACUCAUCGUCAUCGACUCGAUAGCAGCCACACUUCGCGCCGAGGAGACGAUGCUUGGUGGUGGCGAAAGCCUGCCGGCGGUUGAAAAGACACGGAUGCUGGACUCGGCAAUCUCGAUGUUGAAGCGCAUCAGCGACCACUACGGUGCGGUUGUUGUCUGCAUCAACCAGGUCUCGGAUGCGGUCAACACAUCCCAUCAAGCGUCUCAUCCAGCCGACUUUGCAGACCGCAACAUCCAUGGCAUGCUAGCCCUUGCUGGACAGCGGCAGGCAGACCAUAUCCCGGCGCUGGGCUUUGCCUGGUCGCAUAUGGUCAAUGCCCGGCUUUGGCUCACCCGGGACCGCCCGAUGGUGCAGGGCGACAACCCCUCCAACGACAUUCGUUUGCUACGGGUGGUCUUUGGGCCGAACAUGGCAAUGUCCGAUUACUGCGAGUUCUCUAUCUCGGGCGAAGGUGUGCAGGGUGUCGCCAAAUACAGUGCAUGAGCCUUUUUGAAACGGAAG